AUGGCGAAAGAAGAUCGCGGCUCCUGCUCUCCUGGCAAGUUAUACGGACUGCUAGGCAUCACGACUGACGCUACUGAAGCUGAGAUUACGGCGGCCUACAAGGAAGCAGUGAAGAAGUAUGACAAAGCCCUGAAUACGACGAAGGACAAGGACAAGCGGCUGCUAACACAGGCCCGCCAGCACUUUUCGGAGGUGAGCAAAGCAUUCUACGUCCUCUCAAACGCAGAUCGUCGACAGCAUUACGACAACUCAAAUGUAAUCGUUGAACCGACUAAGCGAGACAAGAAGGCAAAGCCAACCGAUGACUACUUUGUGCAGUACAAUGAGAAUAGCGUCACUAUACAUAUCCCGGCUGGAUCGCACGAACACUGGGUAGACAACAUCGAAUCUCACUACAACACUUCUACCGACAACAAGGGUAGGAAUGGCAAUCAGCUGACUGUCCCUUUCUUUGAUCAUGAUACCACCAAAGCAGACCCGAUCGGCUCAGUAACCUUACAUGUAUACCAGACAAGCAAGAUACUUGUACAAGGCUCAGCAUGCUUCCUAUGGGUGUUGUAUACCUUUGAAGAAACUAAAAAGUCGCUAUCAAAAUGCCUUGACGACGAAGUUGGAUGCGAAGACACCAUGUGUCACAAAUGCGACCGUCCAGGGCCAGAAGACAGUGGCGUUAUCCAGUGUAACAACUGCCAGGAAUGGUUCCACUACUCCUGUACCGGCCUACACGAAUUCUUCCUCCGGCAACUGAUCAAAGACGAAGAAAGUGAAUUCACUUGUGCUGAAUGCAUCAUCAAGUAUCCAUGUGAAAAUGCAGGGGUACACCAGGGGCCUGAGGUACACCAGGUACAGAUUUCUACACGUGAAGAAGAAACUACCCCAAAGUCUGUAGUUGCCGAUUCUGUCACAGCAGAAACAGAAAAGCCGAAAGACACUAACAACAACAACAACAAUGAGCUCCAGUCACUUCAGGUAAACAUCGACAAGCUUGAGGCAAUUCUGGUCAGUAGAAUCACAAACGAUGACAACAAAAUGGACAUGUUGUCGGAACGCCUUUCGCGCAUUGAAUGCAAAUUGGCCGAAACAAAAGAAGCGCCUACCGAGAAAGUGGCAAAGGAAUGUGACAUGGAAGCGCUAAAGAAACGUGUCAAAACUCUCGAGGCUGAAAACAAAAACUUGCGCAACAGAAUCACAGCACUGGAAACAAAGAGUGUGAAAAGUGCUUCCAUUCAAACCGAUGUUCCACAACCGGUACAAGGGACUUCUCGAACCCCGACCAGAGACGAACCCACCGUCACCGUGCCGAACAUUCCCACCGACAAUAGGUUCCAGGCUCUGUCGGAGAAUGAGUCUGAAGAACGCGUUCCUAACAACCGUGAAGCGAUCAACCUUCGCAAUACCAGCCGAAACCCGUCACAGGAAGUUCGUACACAUGAGCACCAACGCAGCGUCAACUCAGCACACCCAGAAAUCAUCAUAGCGGGUGACUCAAACACGAGAGGUAUAAUGCCCAACAUUCUAUACCCUAGCAAGCAAGUCCAUAAAUAUGCAGCAAUGACUGUCCCACAAGCAACAGACCUCAUCAAGUCGACAUCCCACCAAGACCCAAAAUGUAUCGUGCUCCACGUGGGAACAAACGAUGUCAGACAGGAGAGAGCUGCACAAGGCGUGACAGAGAACAUCAGGCAACUGAUCAUGACGACACACGACAAAUACCCCAACACAGCUGUCGUCAUCUCCUCCAUUCCCCCGAGGAACGACGAACAUCUAAUGGCAGUGUCUCAAGACGUGAACAGUUUCCUACACGUCCUCGGCCAAGAGUUACCUUUCGUUCAUGUUGUCAAUAAUGACAACCUCGGAGACGGGAAGACAAUCAAACCGUCUCUGUACCACCGUGACGGCUAUCACCUGAACAAGUCAGGACUGAAAGUGAUGGCGGCCAACUGGAAAAGUGCUAUCCACCCCACUGUUGGUAUGGGGGCCUACAACAGAGGAGGAAGGAGAGCUGCCGCUGAAGUCCAGCACGGAAACGGCCAAGACAGACGUGGCGCCCAUCCUCGUGAGGUAGACCAACCCUCGUUCCCUCUGCGAACCAGCAAGAGUAGAAACGACACGAGAAGCAGCGCAAGACCCUCAGAGGGAGGCCGCCACUACCCUUGUCAAACAGCACCAAGCGAGUGCCCAAAUAGAGGCCCCACGGAUGACCAAGGUCAUGUCUUCAUGACAGAAGUGCAGAGGAACCCUCGAACAAAGAUCCAAACACCCCAUCGACCCCAGAGAGAAACCAAUGACGGGCGACCAGCGACUCCACCACACACAGGAGGCUCGGCGAGUCCCCCGUACACAGGAAGGCGACAGCCGCCCAUGGACCUCCAGCCCCCGCCAGCCCGCGGACAUGAAGACCACUACAUUGGACAGUUCCCAGUGUGUCCGCCCAGGUACAUUGAAAACUACUAUCAGCACCAUGGAGCUGACCGGCGGGAGAGAGACAACUACUGCCAACACCGUGAAGCUGACCGGCGGGAAAGAGACAACUACCACCAGCACCGUGAAGCUCACCGGGGCGAGAGAGACAACUACUACCAACACCGUGAAGCUGACCGGCGGGAGAGAGACUUCUACCAGCACCGUGAAGCUCACCGAGGCGAGAGAGACAACUACUACCAGCACCGUGAAGCUCACCGAGACGAGAGAGACAACUACUACCAGCACCGUGAAGCUCACCGAGACGAGAGAGACAACUACUACCAGCACCGUGAAGCUGACCGGCGGGAGAGAGACUUCUACCAGCACCGCGAAGCUCACCGGCGCUAGAGAGACGACUACGCAGCAUAUCAACCCAUGACGGUAUAUCCUUACGAGGUUGUUAGAACAUACUUGUAUGCAACGACUUAAUGUCCUCAAUGACUAUUAGUCUAGCACUAUGUAUUAUGUUAAAAAAAACAAAGCUUAGCUUACUGCUAAUAUACUAGCUUAAAUGCAACAAUACUCUUGUCGUAAAAGUAGGAACACAUGUCCUCUUGUUCCAAUUGUGAGAUAUUGCUAAGAAUAUGAGGUGUUCGCUGAACAUAGGUUUUUGGAACAUCCAUGGCUUAGGGAAAAAACUUAAGGAAGAUAGUUUUAGAAGUAGCGUAGACAAUCUAGAUUUCUUCUCUCUUCUCAAAACCUGGAGCAACGAAUCCUCAGAAAUAGACAUUCCAAAUUUCCAUCACUUUUCAUCCUUAAGAAAAAAACAUAGAAGGGCAAGAAGAAACUCUGGUGGGAUAAUCUUUUACUUCAGAAAAGAAUUGACAAAGUUUAUAAGAAGAGAACACUCUACAUCGGAUGACUUACUCUGGGUUCGAGUAUCAAAAGACUUGUUUGGACUAUCAAAAGAUGUUUUUAUAUGUACGGUAUAUAUAAGUCCCUUAUACUCAAAUGUCCACAAAAGGGCGGAUGAUUGUAUUUUUGAUACCCUGGAGAGGGAUAUAGCGACUUUUAGCUCCAAAGGCUAUAUUAUUUUAGGGGGAGAUUUCAAUAGUAGGAUAGGCUCUCUACAAGACCUCACCGAGGACCCCUUUGACCCGGAUUUUGAAGAAGAAAUUCCCCUUUCUAACCCAAAUAUCCCCAGAAUUAAUUCUGACAGAAC
Branchiostoma belcheri (Belcher's lancelet) is the source of this 3625-nucleotide messenger RNA. RefSeq lists its product as uncharacterized. The record is from RefSeq and is a predicted model, not a curated record. Lineage: Eukaryota; Metazoa; Chordata; Leptocardii; Amphioxiformes; Branchiostomatidae.